Lates calcarifer (barramundi perch) is the source of this 3295-nucleotide messenger RNA. Its product is annotated as calpain-1 catalytic subunit. The transcript is spliced from 23 exons. NCBI's taxonomy places the organism in Eukaryota, Metazoa, Chordata, Actinopteri, Centropomidae. The coding region runs from base 208 to 2322 and encodes 704 amino acids. Gene Ontology annotation, molecular function: calcium-dependent cysteine-type endopeptidase activity; calcium ion binding. Gene Ontology annotation, biological process: proteolysis. Gene Ontology annotation, cellular component: cytoplasm. The record is from RefSeq and is a predicted model, not a curated record.
UGUGAGAGAGAGUGUGUGAGUGUAGCGGAGAGGGCUGGACCUGCUCUCCUGCCUAUCAAAACCAGAUUGCCAGAUUUACACGAUUAUCAACACCCGACCCAUUUAGAAGGAGCUGAACGUUGCCUUGGAAGCGGUGCCUACCUUUACAGCCAAGACAGCACUGUGCAUACCCACCCACCAGCGCCAUUAUUUUUAUCUUGCACCAGUAUGUAUCCAACCGGAGGGAUAUCUGCAACAAUAUACGCCAACAGGCUCCGGGCAGAAGGCAUGGGCACCAAGGAGCAGGCUGUGUUCUUUGCCAACCAGGACUAUGAAGCACUGAAACAAGAAUGUGUGGAAUCGGGCUGCCUGUUUGAAGACCCCUGUUUCCCUGCUGAGCCUCCAUCUUUGGGCUUCAAGGAGCUCGCCCCCUAUUCCUCCAAAACUAGAGAUGUGGAGUGGAUGAGACCCACGGAACUGACAGAUGACCCUCAGUUCAUUGUGGGUGGUGCCACUAGAACAGACAUCUGUCAGGGAGCACUGGGUGACUGCUGGCUCUUGGCAGCCAUCGCUUCUCUCACGCUGAAUGAGAAGCUUCUUCAUCGAGUUGUCCCGCACGGGCAGUCCUUCCAAGAUGACUACGCUGGAAUUUUCCACUUCCAGUUCUGGCAGUUCGGCGAAUGGGUGGAUGUUGUGAUUGAUGACAGGCUGCCAGUUAAAGACAGAGAGCUCAUGUUUGUCCAUUCAGCGGAGGGCAAUGAAUUCUGGAGUGCACUCCUGGAGAAGGCUUACGCUAAGCUGAAUGGCUCCUAUGAGGCUCUGUCCGGAGGAAGCACCACCGAAGGGUUUGAAGACUUCACAGGUGGUGUGUCUGAAAUGUACGAGCUCCGCAGAGCUCCCAGGGAUCUGUAUAGGAUAAUAGGCAAAGCUCUGGAGAGAGGCUCCCUGCUGGGCUGCUCCAUCGAUAUCACCAGUGCCUUCGACAUGGAGGCUGUUACAUUCAGGAAGCUUGUGAAGGGCCAUGCCUACUCAGUCACCGGACUGAAGGAGGUUGAUUUCCGCGGCAAUAUGGAACGCCUUAUCCGAGUUCGUAACCCCUGGGGCCAGGUGGAGUGGACUGGUGCCUGGAGUGACAAUUCUCCUGAAUGGGAUGAGAUCGACCACUCUGAACGAGAGGACUUACAUCUUAAGAUGGAAGAUGGCGAGUUUUGGAUGUCCUUCACUGAUUUCACAAGGCAGUUUUCUCGGUUAGAGAUCUGUAACUUGACUCCUGAUGCUCUGAGUGACGAAAGUCUCAACCACUGGAACACCAUGAAGUUUUAUGGCACAUGGAGGAGAGGCAGCACAGCUGGAGGCUGCAGAAACCAUCCCAAUACGUUUUGGAUCAACCCUCAGUAUAAGAUCACGUUGCUGGAGGAAGAUGAUGACCCAGAGGACGAUGAGGUGGCGUGCAGUUUUUUAGUAGCUCUCAUGCAGAAGGACCGCCGCAGGUACCGGCGCCAUGGUCAGGAUAUGCACACCAUUGGCUUUGCUCUCUAUGAGAUCCCAGAGGAGUACAGAGGCUGCCAGAAUGUCCACUUGAAGAAAAAAUUCUUUUUGACCCAUUCAUCGUGCGCACGCUCAGAAACCUUCAUUAAUCUGAGAGAGGUGAGCACGCGGCUGCGCCUGCCUCCUGGGGAGUACCUCAUCGUUCCCUCCACCUUUGAACCUGGUAAAGAGGCUGACUUUGUCCUCAGAGUCUUCACCGAGAAGCAAUCAGAAACAGAAGAACUGGAUGAUGAAAUCUCUGCUGAUUUAGGAGAAGAUGAGGAAAUAACUGAAGAUGAUAUUGAUGAUUCCUUUAAGUCAAUGUUUGCCCAACUAGCAGGAGAGGACAUGGAGAUUUCUAUUCGCGAGCUUAGGACCAUUCUGAACAGAGUCGUCUCUCGACACAAAGAUCUGAAGACUGAUGGCUUCAGCAUGGAAUCAUGUAGGACGAUGGUCAACCUGAUGGACAAAGAUGGCAGUGCUCGUUUGGGGCUGGUAGAGUUUCAGAUCCUCUGGAACAAGAUCCGGAAGUGGUUGGUCAUUUUCAGACAGUUUGACCUUGACAAGUCAGGAGCCAUGAGCUCAUAUGAGAUGCGUCUUGCUGUGGAGGCAGCAGGUUUUAAACUAAAUAACAGACUGAACCAGAUCCUGGUGGCCCGGUACGCAGAGAAUGAGAUGAUUGACUUUGACAACUUCAUCUGCUGCUUGGUCAAGCUUGAAGCCAUGUUUAGGUCUUUCCAGGAGUUCAACAAGGAGGGAUCAGGAGAGGCUGAGCUAAACCUCACAGAGUGGCUUUACCUGACAAUGUGUGGUUGAAGAGGAGUCUCUAUUUGGAGGAGGGUAUAGAGUAAAGGUACAGACUGCCAUGAACUGGGAGCCCUCAAGAUCCCUCUGCCUUAGCGACCUACUGCUCCUUUAACACAUCCCACCUCAGCACGUAAAUUAGCAAAAGAGCUGUAUAACAGAAAACCAAAGUCCAAUCAGGACUAAAUUUUAGAAACUAUGCAAACCUACAGUAUGAAGCAGUCAUUGUGCCACAUUUAUCUGUCUUCUCUGUACAAACAGCAUGAGUCUGUGCAUGGCAAAAAUCACUAGCUGUAAUGUGCAUUCUAGAAGUUGAUUUUUAUAAUUCUUCCUUUUAGUUUUGCUGUCUGUAUGAAUAUUAACUGAGUUAUUACUAACUGUACUUUUUAUCUUUCAUUUGCAUCUCACAAUAGGCUUAGAGGAUAAAUAAUUACAUAAUUUUUUGAGGUGUUGAGUAUGUUACUGCAGUGCUUUAAAAAGCAAGUCUUACAGUUUUUAUCAGUCAGUCAUUCUGCACUCGUAUUUCCAUUCUCCUUGAUUUUAUCACUGAAAUAUUUUUAACAGGAAAUCACCUCCAGUAUUCUUGGUAGUUUAAUUACUGCACCUGUAGGUGGCAGUACAGACCUAAUCUGAUGUCAGUGAAGUUUUUUUUUUAAUUUGUUUGGCAUUUGAUACUGAAGUUUAACCUGUUUUUAUAUUACACCAGUCUUUUUAUUUAGUUGAAGUCAAGCAGCUGUCCUCAAUUGUUUUCAUUUUGCACUAGGAUUUUAGUUUAAGGAAGCUGUUAGUGAAGAUGCCUCACAUAAGUGAGAUAUUCUGUUAUCAGUUCAUCGGUUCACUCAAGUGAUAUUUGCAGGGAUCACAUGGUACUGAAUGCCUUAUACAUGACACCAUGAUGUUAAAAACUGCUAUUAAAAAUGUGCCAGUCAUGUGUUUUGUGUUGUGAAUGUAUGUUGUGCCUUCAAUAAAUACUUCCCUCAUAGUC